CAGUAGUAGUGACGAUAGCGCAGCAGGCCAUGCAAUUUGCAAACAAACGUUUGACAUUUGAUUGUACCUUUUCUUACUCCUCUUCGUUCUCUCCCAUGCAUGGAGCAUUAGUGUUUGGCAACAAAGCAGGGGGGACAGGACAUCCGAAAAUUUGCUCCUCAAAAUCGUGCGCUUGACCAAAUUACACCACUAGCGUUACCGUGCUAAUACGCGAUCAAAAACGUUCAGUGUGCAGCGUGUUGUUGUGUGUGUGUGUGUGGUAAUUGUGAACAUUGGCUGGUAACCGGCCUUCCCGGCGAAAGGACGACGAUGAGUGCGCAGACGCGGCUGAAUGAAGCCCUGCCGGAAAGCCAGCAGCGCCUCUCGCACCAGGCAACGACGCUAGCCACGCACGGCUACAUCGUCGGCGAGGUGAUCGGCCAGGGAACGUACGCGGUCGUGAAGAAAGCGUACUGGACGAAGUUUAAGCGAACGGUGGCGAUAAAGAUUAUGUCGAAAACGACUGCCGGCGAAACGUUCCUGCAAAAGUGUUUGCCGCGCGAGCUGGACGCGAUCCGCAAUCUGCGCCACGAAAACAUUAUCCACUACUACGAAGUGAUCGAAACGACGAUGAGGGUCUACAUUUCCAUGCGGUACGCCGAGCACGGUACGCUGCUCAGCUUGAUACGCAGGCAGGGCCACCUGCCGGAAGUGCGCGCCCGCCGGUACUACCGCCAGCUGCUGGCCGCCCUCGAGUACAUACACACGGCCGGGUACGCCCAUCGGGACAUCAAGCUCGAAAACAUGGUGCUCGAUGGGAACGACCGGCUGAAGCUGAUCGAUUUCGGGUUCGCCUGUCGGGCGCGGGACGCCGACGCGCCGGUCCUGUCCAAAACGUUCUGCGGCAGCCACGCGUACGCCAGCCCGGAGCUGCUGCGGUUCAAACCGUACGAUCCCGUCCACGCCGACAUCUGGGCGUCCGGCGUGGUGCUGUACUCGCUGCUUUACGGCCGGCUACCGUUCUCCAACGAAAAACAGGUGAACCUGCUGCUACAGAAAAUCAACCGCGGUGUUAUAUUCCCGUCCAACAUAACCGUAUCCAGGGAGGUGCAGUGCUUGUUGAAGCAAUUGUUUUUGCCGGUAGAGAAACGCAUUGCCUGGCCGGAGCUGGGACGAUCGCUGUGGUUCUUCAUUGAGCUGGAGGAAGAGUCGCCCGGACAGGUGGAAUGGCCCCAGCCCGCACCGGACGGUGUGGCCGAACCAUCCGCUGCCAAGCGCAGCAAGGUGGACAAUAAAGCUUAGGUGAUAGAGUUGUGCCGUGACCUUGCCGUGCUCGCGUUGAUUCGCACUGUGAAUGUGGGGUGAUUUAUUUGUGAUUAAAAAAAAAAAAGAAACAGCACAACUAUUCUUCAGCAGGGCAACAGCACUCUAAAGUUGGCACUGCAUCGCAUCUUCCCCAAAAUGGUAAUGGCCCAAAAAAGUACCCGCCACACCACUCCCCUGAGGAGAGUACCUUGUUUUGAUGUGCCUGGCGGGAGAAAUUAACGCGCGCAGUAAUGGAAUUAUUCAUGAAACAAACUACGGGCACCGCGCAUCGCAUGGCAAACUUUAUUUAUAGUGUCACAACAUAAUGCGCUCAUCGUCGAAUGUGGGGUAAUGUUUUACGGUAAACGAAUGUCCUGGACAGGCAGCCGGGAGGGGGGGCACAAACAUCAUCCCGCCAUUGACGCUACGCUCGUAAUGGACCUUUUGCCCUUGUUUGUUGCGCAUAGCAAUUGGUAGCAGAAUGUGGCGUAAAUUUAAAUUACUAUCAAAUGAUAGUAUGCCUUUUUGCGGAGUAUAGUAUUUUAAAUAAUAAGAACGAUUUUAUAGUA
Anopheles merus is the source of this 1853-nucleotide messenger RNA. Its product is annotated as testis-specific serine/threonine-protein kinase 3-like. Lineage: Eukaryota; Metazoa; Arthropoda; Insecta; Diptera; Culicidae. Gene Ontology annotation, biological process: peptidyl-serine phosphorylation; autophagy. The coding region runs from base 310 to 1281 and encodes 323 amino acids. Gene Ontology annotation, molecular function: protein serine/threonine kinase activity; ATP binding. The record is from RefSeq and is a predicted model, not a curated record. The transcript has 4 exons. Gene Ontology annotation, cellular component: cytoplasm.